This is a messenger RNA of Sporisorium graminicola, 3168 nucleotides long. RefSeq lists its product as uncharacterized. NCBI's taxonomy places the organism in Eukaryota, Fungi, Basidiomycota, Ustilaginomycetes, Ustilaginales, Ustilaginaceae. The record is from RefSeq and is a predicted model, not a curated record. The coding region runs from base 1 to 3168 and encodes 1055 amino acids. Gene Ontology annotation, molecular function: ATP binding; ABC-type transporter activity; ATP hydrolysis activity. Gene Ontology annotation, cellular component: membrane. The transcript has a single exon.
AUGGCUCCCAACCUCAACCGCCGCUACCUGCAAACGUACAAGUCCAUAUUCACUAAUGCAUCUGCUGCAGCCUUGCCGGAUCGACCGCCCAGUUGUCCACCCUGUCCUGAACCAGACUGCUUCAACUGUCAGCUGCCCGCGUACGAAUGCUACCAGUACGGCGAAUGCAACCAAUACGAUGGUCUCUGUAGCUGCCCCGUCGGGUUUGGUGGGCCAGACUGUCUCUCGCCUCUCUGCGGUUCACCUGCGGAUGGCUCCAAGCGCUUCCCGAAGGGCGAACCCGGCGACGAGAAAUCGUGUCAAUGCUCUGAUGGCUGGGGCGGUCUCAACUGCAACGUCUGUAACACCGAUGCUGCUUGCUCUAACUUCCUGCUCGGAGGAGAGCGUCUCGGCGAGAACGGCACAUGCUACGAUGGAGGCGCAACCAUUCAGCAAAAUUUUCAACAGUGCGAUGUCACCAACAAAAAGAUCGUCGACAUGCUUCCAGGUCGGCCACCCCAAGUCACUUUCAGCUGCGACAAGAGCGACGCCACCUGCAACUUCCAGUUUUGGAUUGGAGCUCGUGAGUCCUUCUACUGCGGUUUGGACGACUGUCAAGAGACCGUCGAGAUUGGCUCGUCGUUCAACAAGACUUCGUACGACUGCAAGAAGGUCAGCUGUCAAUGCAUUCCUGAUCGUAUGCUGUGCGGUGAGUCAGGCAGCAUCGACAUCUCCGAGUUCCUGACCGAAGAGAUCAAAGGUCCUGGAAAGAUGUCCUGCAAGGCUGAUGCCGACGGCAUUCGCAGAUGCCGCUUCGAGGAGCCAGGCAUGAAUGGUCUCAUCUCGGACGUCUUCGGUGACGAGGCUAUUUUCAUCACUUGCAAAUCCGGAGAGUGCAUCCACUACAGCCAGGUUCCCGGCUACCAGGUACCCAUCGCACCCGAGAAGCCGGUCAAAUGGGUUGUCAUCAGCGCCAUAGCCGCCAUCUUGCUCGUCAUCCUCUCAGUUAGCUUGCUGUGGAUGCUCGGACGUCACUACAAGGACGACGAGGUUCGUCUCGGAAGCGUGCGGCUGCCAGAGGAGGAAGCUGACUUGAUGAAGGACCACAUCCCUGCAGCGCUUCAUUGGGAGAACGUUGGCUAUCGCAUCGGGUCGAGAGCCUUGCUUGAUGGUAUCACAGGCUCGGUGCAGCCGGGAGAGGUCCUGGCCAUCGUUGGUGCGAGUGGGGCGGGCAAAACGACGUUCCUUGACAUUCUCGCCCGACGCGAGAAGCGUGGUGUCACGUCGGGCACGGUUUUGAUCAACGGCAGAACCAUGUCGAAUCAAGAGUACAAGCGUGUUGUCGGCUUUGUCGAUCAAGAGGAUCUGCUUAUGGAGACAUUGACGGUCUACGAAACCGUGCUCUACUCGGCCCUCUUGCGAUUGCCCAGAGACAUGUCGCUCGAGGCCAAAAAGUUCCGCACGCUUGAGACCAUGCAAGAGCUCGGCAUCCUUGGUAUCAAGGACAGCCGUAUUGGCGGCUCUGGCUUUACCGCGGGCGGUAGCAAAGAAGGUCGCGGCAUCAGCGGUGGCGAGAAGCGUCGCGUCUCCAUCGCGUGUGAACUCGUCACGAGCCCAAGCAUCCUCUUUUGCGACGAGCCGACGUCUGGAUUGGAUGCGUACAACGCAUUUAAUGUCGUCCAGUCGCUUGUGACGCUGGCCAAGACGUACAAGCGCACGGUCAUCUUUUCGAUUCACCAGCCGCGGUCCAAUAUUGUAGCCUUGUUCGACAAGCUACUACUGCUGGCAGAGGGUCGCGUGGUCUACUCGGGACCGUUCAGCCGCUGCAGUGACUACUUCGAUCAGGUUGGUCAUCCCUGCCCACCUGGUUUCAACAUUGCUGAUUUCUUGAUCGACUUGACUGCUCGUCGUAGUACAGUAGCUGGUGAAGAUGCACAGGCCGACGACGUGGAAGGAGGAGGAUCUGCAGGAAGUGCGCACAAUCGGAAUGAUACGAGCAUCGUGACAACCGGCACCAGCUCAAGGGACGAAUCUACCGAACUCAGGACACGUCCCAGCUCGAUCGCGGAAGAGGGCUCGACUCGUGGAAGCUUGCGCAAAAAGACGAGCCGUCUCUCGGAAGGCCUGCGCAACGCUUUCGCUAACGGCCAAUCCAACGGCAGAGAUGUGUGGAUGCCGGCGCUGAGCAGCGGCAAGCUGGUGCACCUGGUCAAUUCCUUCGCCGAGUCCGACGUCGCCAACGCUACGAAAUCAGAGCUCGACGCCUUUCUGGGACGCCGACCUGAAGGAGUGGUCAAUGACCUGCCGGACCUGGCCAAUGAAAGCGCGGUGCGUGGGUCGUACAAGAAGGCCGGCCUGUGGACGCAGUUCAAGAUUCUGUCGGGACGAGCGUUCAAGAACUUGUACCGUGACCCGAUCCUCAUGUUUGCCCAUUUCGGCCUCGCCAUCGUCCUCGCGCUCUUCUGCGGGGUGCUGUAUCACGGCGUCACCAACGACAUUUCGGGCUUCCAGAACCGGCUGGGGCUGUUCUUCUUUAUUCUAUCGCUCUUCGGCUUUUCGUGCCUCACCUCCCUGGGGGUGUUUGCAAACGAACGCGCGCUGUUCGUGCGCGAACGCAGCAACGGCUACUACAGCCCCCUCACGUACUUCACAAGCAAGCUGCUGUUCGACAUCCUGCCCCUGCGCGUCGUCCCGCCGUUCCUGUUUGGAGGCUGUGUCUACUUCCUAGUAGGCCUCGUUCCAGGCGUCGCCGAGUUCUGGAAGUUCAUCCUCACCCUCGUCCUCUUCUCGCUCUCCGCCUCAUCGGCGGUCUUCUUCAUCUCGAUCGCCAUCUCAGAUACCGGUCUGGCCAACCUGGUGGGCUCGCUCACCAUGCUCUUCUCGUUGCUCUUCGCGGGGCUGCUCAUCAACAGAGACCGCAUCCCCGGCUACCUCAAGUGGCUGCAGCACCUCUCGUUCUUCCAUGCGGCGUACGAGGCGCUCAUCGUCAACGAGCUCAGAAACCUCAGCUUGAAGGAGCACAAGUACGGCAUUGACAUCGAGGUGCCGGCGGCGAGCAUCAUCAGCUCGUUCGGGUUCAACAGCCAGGCGUUCUGGUUCCCGGACAUUGUCACGCUGGCGGUGCUGUUUGUGGCGUUUACGGGGGCGAGUCUGGUUUGGUUGGUGCUGUUUGUACGCGAGAGGAAGUGA